Molecule: messenger RNA, 939 nt
Organism: Molossus molossus (Pallas's mastiff bat)
Lineage: Eukaryota; Metazoa; Chordata; Mammalia; Chiroptera; Molossidae
Product: olfactory receptor 1J4-like
Exons: 1
Coding region: 1-939 (312 amino acids)
Biological process (GO): G protein-coupled receptor signaling pathway
Cellular component (GO): membrane
Molecular function (GO): G protein-coupled receptor activity; olfactory receptor activity
Source: RefSeq, a predicted model, not a curated record
AUGAGGCCUGAGAACCAGAGCAGUGUGUCUGAGUUCCUCCUCCUGGGGCUCCCCAUCCGGCCAGGGCAGCAGGGCGUGUUCUUCACCCUGUUCCUGGGCAUGUACCUGACCACAGUGCUGGGCAACCUGCUCAUCAUCCUGCUCAUCAGGCUGGACUCUCGCCUGCACAUGCCCAUGUACUUCUUCCUCAGCCACUUGGCCCUCACUGACAUCUCCUUCUCAUCUGUCACUGUCCCAAAGAUGUUAAUAAGCAUGCACACUCAGAAUCAAUCCAUCCCCUAUGCAGAAUGCAUAGCACAGAUGUAUUUUUUCAUAUUUUUUACUGAUCUGGACAAUUUUCUUCUCACCUCAAUGGCAUACGAUCGAUAUGUGGCCAUCUGCCACCCUCUCCACUAUAUGACCAUCAUGAGAGAGAGACUGUGUACCUUACUAGUAGCUGGAUCCUGGAUCUUGUCCUGUGCCAGUGCUCUGUCCCACACCCUUCUCCUGGCCCAGCUGUCCUUCUGUGCUGAUGACACCAUCCACCACUUCUUCUGUGACCUUGGUGCUCUGCUCAAGCUCUCCUGCUCAGACACAUUCCUCAAUGACCUGGUCAUUUUCACAGUAGGUGUGGCUGUCAUUACUCUCCCACUAAUGUGCAUCUUGAUCUCUUAUGGCCACAUUGGGGCCACCAUCCUAAAAGUUCCGUCUACCAAGGGCACCUGCAAAGCCUUGUCCACAUGUGGCUCCCACCUCUUGGUGGUAUCUCUGUAUUAUGGAACAAUUAUUUGGCUCUAUUUUAUCCCCUCAUCUAGCACCUCCAGCAAUAAGAACAUAAUUGCUUCUGUGAUGUACACAGUGGUCACUCCAUUGUUGAAUCCUUUCAUUUAUAGCCUAAGGAAUAGGGACAUGAAAGGGGCCCUGGAGAAACUCUUCAGCAGGGUUAUGGUCUUGUCUUAA